AUGGCGGAGUUGACUGAGAACAAGGAACUGGGUGUUCCCUCUUCGGAGGCCAAUCCGAAGUCGGCGUCGGGUACUGCUAGCCCCGAGGUGAAUGAAGAUCUGGGCAUCAAUGAGAAGGCAUUGCUGCGCAAGUUGGAUAUUCGGCUGCUGCCCCCGUUAACGAUAUUGUAUCUUUUGUCUUUCUUGGAUCGUAGCAACGUUGGAAAUGCACGACUGGAGGGCAUGGGUGAUGAUAUCAGCAUGACUGGAAAUCAGUAUCUGACGGGCUUAACGCUAUACUUCAUUGGCUACGUCCUGUUUGAAAUACCCUGCAAUAUCGUGUUGAAAAAGACUACUCCUCGAAUCUGGCUACCAACACUUACCUUAAUCUGGGGUAUUGUGGCGACACUUCUUGGAGUUGUGCAGAACUAUGCAGGGUACCUUACCUCGCGAACGGCUCUUGGGAUUGCGGAAAGUGGCCUUUUCCCUGGCGUGGUUUUCUACUUGUCUAUGUGGUAUAAGCGAAACGAGCAACACUACCGAGUGGCUCUAUUCUUCAGCGCUGCAUCGCUGGCGGGUGCUUUUGGCGGCAUUCUCGCUUGGGGAAUCGCACACAUGCGAGGCGUCGGGGGUUAUAAUGGAUGGCGAUGGAUUUUCAUCUUGGAAGGACUACUUACGGUGGUAAUGUCUAUUGUCGCAUAUUUCUGGGUCUACAAUUACCCUUCGACCGCCGAAUUCCUGUCCGAGAAGGAACGCGCGUUCAUCCAGUACCGCUUGAAAAAUGACAAUGACUCAACUCGCGAUGAAAGAUUUAGCUGGACGGCCGUCGGCGACGCAUUCAAGGAUCCCAAAGUAUGGUUAUAUGGUCUCGGAUUUCACACCAUGUCGCUGCCCUUAUACACGCUGUCUCUGUUCUUGCCAACAAUCAUCAAAGAGCUUGGCUACACGGCCGCCGAAGCGCAAUUACUCUCCGUCCCACCCUAUGCUGUGGCAUUCGUGCUCACUGUCACGGUGGCCAUUUUCUCGGAACGCACGCGCAUUCGAGCCCCCUUCAUCAUGGGGUCCUCCGCGCUCGCCUGCAUCGGAUACAUCCUCCUUCUGACCGACCACCGCCCGGGAGUUUCCUAUCUCGGCACCAUCUUCGCCGCGGCGGGCAUCUACCCAGCCGUAGCGAUCGUGCUGUCUUGGCCGGCGAACAACGUAUCCGGACAGACGAAGCGGGCGAUCGCCAACGCCAUGCAGAUUUCUAUCGGCAAUCUCGGCGCGGUUCUCGGAACGCAGCUUUAUCGCACAGAGACCAGUCCGCGGUACUACCUGGGACAUGGGUUCGCGCUGGGGUAUCUGAUCGCGAACAUUGCGGUCGUAGGUAUUCUCUGGGAGGUAUUGAAGCGAGAGAAUGUGCGCAAGGCCGAAGUCCGCGAGAGGGAGGGCUUGCAGGCGCUAAUGGGCGAUAUUGGGGAUGCAGAGGGGGACUUCAAAGGGGAUAAAGAUCCGAGGUGGAUAUUCCAGGUUUAA
This is a messenger RNA of Aspergillus melleus, 1494 nucleotides long. RefSeq names its product allantoate permease family MFS transporter. Gene Ontology annotation, cellular component: membrane. The transcript is spliced from 7 exons. Bases 1 to 1494 code for a protein of 497 amino acids. Gene Ontology annotation, biological process: transmembrane transport. Gene Ontology annotation, molecular function: transmembrane transporter activity. NCBI's taxonomy places the organism in Eukaryota, Fungi, Ascomycota, Eurotiomycetes, Eurotiales, Aspergillaceae. The record is from RefSeq and is a predicted model, not a curated record.